Myiozetetes cayanensis is the source of this 2828-nucleotide messenger RNA. It is a transcript of the gene RPH3AL, whose product is annotated as rabphilin 3A like (without C2 domains). The transcript is spliced from 11 exons. Gene Ontology annotation, molecular function: small GTPase binding. Gene Ontology annotation, biological process: intracellular protein transport. Lineage: Eukaryota; Metazoa; Chordata; Aves; Passeriformes; Tyrannidae. The record is from RefSeq and is a predicted model, not a curated record. The coding region runs from base 401 to 1369 and encodes 322 amino acids.
AAUGCUUGGUGGGCACCUGUAAUCAGCCCAGCUGCAGGAGGGCUGGUGCAGGCUGUGCUGUCGCUGUGUGAGGAGGUGUUUCUGCUGCAGUGACUGCCUCAGUGUCAACAGGACCCUUCAGUUUUAACUUUGGUGUAGUCAAGGUAUGGUUUCAAAGCUGGCAAGUGUCUGUUCUGGGGGAGGCUGCUGUGGUGGGACUCACAAGUGCUUGGCUGCAGAGUCUCUUCUGGGAAUGUUUCUCCCAUGAGCACACAGAGGUUGGCUCUUGCUGCCUUCACUGACGGUGCAGCUGUCACUGAACACGAGGAAUCGCUGGUGUGACCGUGCCGGGGACAGGAGCCACGGCAGGAGAUCUGCUGCAAGAGGUGUGAUCCCUGCCACUCCUGCCCAGCCUGGUGCCAUGGCUGACAUGAUUUUCGGGAGCGGGACGGGCCAGUGGGUUUGCCCCAACGACCGGCAGCUGGCACUGAGAGCCAAGCUCCAGACGGGCUGGUCGGUGCACACAUUCCAGACUGAGAAGCAGAGGAAGACGCAGGCUCUGAGCCCGAAGGAACUUGAGGUCAUUCUGGAAGUCAUCCGCAAGGCAGAGAAACUGGACAUCAUCGAGCAGCAGCGCAUCGGGCGCCUGGUGGAGAGGCUGGAGAACAUGAGGAAGAACGCCAUGGGGAACGGGCUCUCGCAGUGCCUGCUCUGCGGGGAGCUGCUCGGGCUGCUGGGCAGCACGGCUGUCUUCUGCCAGGACUGCAAAAAGAAAGUUUGCACCAAGUGUGGAAUAGAAACCGUCGGAGCCCAGAAACGUCCUCUUUGGUUGUGCAAGAUCUGCAGUGAACAGAGAGAGGUUUGGAAGAGGUCUGGGGCGUGGUUCUACAAAGGGCUGCCCAAGUACAUCACGCCCUUGAAGAGCAGCAGCAAACCCAUUGAGCUGCACUCGCAGCCGUGGCAGAGCGAGCCGGCCGUGCCGGAGUCGCAGAGCGUCGGGACCAGCCGAUCCUUCACCUGGGCCAGGGGAAAAGUGGUUUCCAGUGACAGUGAGAGCGACUCGGAGCUCAGUUCCUCCAGCCUGGAUGACAAGCCUGUGCCUCUGGGGUCAAAAGGCUCACAAAGGAGAAAGCUCCAAGCAGGACUGGCAGCAUCUCUGGGUGUCCCUGCAGUGCCCAUCAGGGAGCCCAGCCGGGCAGUGGGCAGGGCUCUGGGCAGCACCCACUCCCUGACGCUCUCAGGGAGCCACAGCAGCCUGGGCAGCGAGCAGGGGGCCGAGCUGAGUGCCACGGAGAGCUGCCACAGCGACCACCCGCCCGACGGGCGCGACAGCGACGCUGCCACCCGUGCCCCUGGCAAACGCUGUGUCCGCACCAGAACACGAUGCUGACGGAGGUGAAGAUGGAGCUGCUUUGCCUGGACCCAACACUCACCCCUUGCCCACUCCUCAGACCUCACUCCAGACAACGACUGCUGCCGGCGGUAACUUUAUGAUUCCGGCUCUUCCACAGGCAUUGGCAACACGAUGACACCUGGGAAAGCACCUGCCUGUCCUCCCUGCCUCACUGACCUGGUUGAUGGCUCGGUCUGGUCUCCUCUCCUGCUGGCUGACCCCACUUUGGGGUGCUGCUCGGGGAGGGGUGCCCUGCUCUGUGGUGCUGCCGUGGGGUUUGCUGGAAGGGACACACGAAGUGCCCGCUGGAGCUGAAGAAACGUGUGACAGCUCCGCUGUUCCUGGCUUGCCAAGCCCAGCCUCAGCUCCUGUCCUCGCAGGCUUGGCUCUGAAAUCUUCAGGAGAGAGGGAAACUCACCACUAUGCCCCUGAAACGGGGUGUGAAGAGACCGUGGCCCUUCUACUGCUUUUAAGCCCAGGGGUGGAUUUCCCUCUGUGAACACCAACAGUGAGACUGGGACUCUGAUUUGCACUUGACUCUUACGGGCAGGGUGUCACCCCUGGUGUUUUUUGUCAUUGUUGUUGUGGUUUGAGGUGGUGGAGGCAUUUGGAAUCAGCCAGUGAGGCUGAGAUCACACUCACUUCCACUGCAGUCUCUCUCUGUGACACUCUUUAUGUCUGCUCAGGGGGACACUGGAGUAAGUAAAGAAACACCCAAAGAAAUUUGCUAUGAUUUGUUUGGUCCUCCUGUCUGUGCACUGUGCCUGUGUGUGUCCCGUGUGAGGGUGAUCCUUUGGCAGUGGUGGGAUCAUGGGCAGUGUGCGUUUGCUGCAGCUCCUGGUGGGAGAACACCCCUCACCCCAUGGCCCAGUUGGCUGCCUUUGCACACCCAAAUUGGAUAAAAAAGCUUUCAAAUUACUUUAUCUUGUUAAGUUCCACAGAUUUUCCUCCCCCCUGCACAACUUGUCAUCUCUUGCCUGAGCAAGGGCCUUGCUUUUACCUUUUUCCUGCAAGUCUUGAGCAUCUUGGCUGACUGUGAUGGUGUCAUCAUGAGUCAGGCUGUUGAAAACUGCCUGCCCCGGUCCUGCUUAUUCUCCACGAUGGACAAUUUCCCUCUAAGGCCUGACAAAUAAGAGAAAUCAAAUUACCUGACAUCUCUAGAGCAAUUAGAUCUUUGAAGACCUGAACAAAACCCACACUAGUCUGGUAGGAGUCUGUGGAUUUUAUUAAAUGCUUUGGAGCUGACCUGUCUAUUAUGAAGAAACAAAGGAUUCCAAAAACUUCCCUCUGAAAUCGCGGAGUUAAAGGCAAUUUGUGCCCAUUAAUGUCAGUUUUUUCCCUUGGUUAUUACUCUUUUGUUGUUCUCCUUUGCUGCUGGGCGCUUUGUGUGCAGGUAGUGUAUGUUCUUACAAAUGGCUGCAGUAUGAAGAUAAAUGGGAUUGGGUGCUGGAACACU